UUCCGCUCCAUGCUCCUUCUCUCUCGACAAGAUGGCCACACCGGCAGGACCGGCGAGUGUUCCUUCGCCCACGCCGGCCCCGGCUGCGGCCCCAGCCUCAGCCCCAGACCCGGCCCCAGCCUCGGCUCCAGCGCUGGCUCCAGCUCCAGCUCCACCGCCGGCUCCAGCGCCAGCCGCAUCCCCAGAUCCCGUGGCAGCGGCGGCUGCGACCGCGACUCCGGGCCAGACCCCGGCCUCCGCGCCCGCCCCGGCGCAGACCUCGGCGCAGGCGCUGGCUGGUCCCGCUCUGCCAGGCCCCUUCCCCGGCGGCCGCGUGGUCCGGCUGCACCCGGUCAUUUUGGCCUCCAUCGUGGACAGCUACGAGCGACGCAACGAGGGUGCUGCCCGAGUUAUCGGGACGCUGCUGGGGACCGUUGACAAGCACUCAGUGGAAGUCACCAAUUGCUUCUCAGUGCCGCACAAUGAGUCAGAAGAUGAGGUGGCUGUUGACAUGGAGUUUGCUAAGAACAUGUAUGAAUUGCACAAGAAAGUCUCUCCAAAUGAGCUCAUCCUGGGCUGGUAUGCUACAGGCCACGACAUCACAGAGCACUCUGUGCUGAUCCACGAGUACUACAGCCGGGAAGCCCCCAACCCCAUCCACCUCACUGUGGACACGAGCCUCCAGAACGGCCGCAUGAGCAUCAAGGCCUAUGUCAGCACUCUAAUGGGCGUCCCUGGGAGGACCAUGGGGGUGAUGUUCACACCUCUUACAGUGAAAUACGCGUAUUACGACACUGAGCGCAUCGGAGUUGACCUGAUCAUGAAGACCUGUUUUAGUUCCAACCGGGUGAUUGGACUCUCGAGUGACUUGCAGCAGGUAGCAGGGUCCUCGGCUCGCAUCCAGGAUGCCCUCAGCACAGUGUUGCAGUACGCGGAAGAUGUACUGUCUGGAAAGGUGUCAGCUGACAAUACUGUGGGCCGCUUUUUGAUGAGUCUGGUUAACCAAGUACCCAAGAUAGUUCCUGAGGACUUCGAGACCAUGCUCAACAGUAACAUCAAUGACCUGCUGAUGGUGACCUACCUGGCCAAUCUCACACAGUCACAGAUCGCCCUCAAUGAGAAGCUCGUAAACCUGUGAAUGGGCCUGCGCAGCACUCCUGCCACCCUGGCCCAGCUCGGACUCAGAAAUGGCUUCUUGUGGUUUGAGUCACAUUGAGUGAGUCAGCUGCUUGUAACCCUAAAUAAACAUGGCCUAUCUUUUGUAAGUGAA
Molossus molossus (Pallas's mastiff bat) is the source of this 1249-nucleotide messenger RNA. It is a transcript of the gene EIF3F, whose product is annotated as eukaryotic translation initiation factor 3 subunit F. The transcript has 8 exons. Gene Ontology annotation, cellular component: eukaryotic translation initiation factor 3 complex, eIF3m. Lineage: Eukaryota; Metazoa; Chordata; Mammalia; Chiroptera; Molossidae. The coding region runs from base 32 to 1117 and encodes 361 amino acids. Gene Ontology annotation, biological process: translational initiation. Gene Ontology annotation, molecular function: translation initiation factor binding; metallopeptidase activity; translation initiation factor activity. The record is from RefSeq and is a predicted model, not a curated record.